Trichogramma pretiosum is the source of this 1607-nucleotide messenger RNA. RefSeq names its product PR domain zinc finger protein 5-like. The coding region runs from base 150 to 1409 and encodes 419 amino acids. NCBI's taxonomy places the organism in Eukaryota, Metazoa, Arthropoda, Insecta, Hymenoptera, Trichogrammatidae. Gene Ontology annotation, molecular function: DNA-binding transcription factor activity, RNA polymerase II-specific; RNA polymerase II transcription regulatory region sequence-specific DNA binding. Gene Ontology annotation, biological process: regulation of transcription by RNA polymerase II. Gene Ontology annotation, cellular component: nucleus. The transcript has 4 exons. The record is from RefSeq and is a predicted model, not a curated record.
GAUCGAGCUAUUUACAAAUUAUAUUCGCAAAAAUUUAUAGGUGAAAUCUCGAGGUACGGUCUUGGCUACUCGAGGCGUAUAACCUCAAAAAUAUUUUUCUCAGUUUAUAUCACCGUGAAAAAUUACAGUGAAUACGCGUGAUCGAUGAAAUGAUGAAAAACAACAGUGACUUAAUUAGGGUGAAGGAAGAGCCUAACGAUACGUGGCAAGAUGCCGGUGGCAAUCACGUUUUCGAUUUGAUGGACUCUUGCAAAGCUGAAAGCGUUGAGAUAUUGCCUUUUCAUGAAUUAUCGGCAAAGAACGCGAACGAUGCUGAGGCGUUAGAGGAGAGGUUAGGUAAAAACAUAAUUACAGAUUUUGAGUGCAAAAAUGUUAAACUCGAGCGGUCAUCUCUAUCGACCAAAAUCUGCAAAUCUGAGUAUCAAAGUAGUCAACCUUGUGUGAAAAAGGAAAACGAAAAUCCGACUAAUUACAUGAAUGAAAAAAGUUUAACAAUAUUGAUUGAAAAAGGGUUUAAUUAUAGAGAUAAUUGUCAAAUGAAUGUGAAUUCUUGUAUAGUACUUGCCGAAUAUGGAAAACAGAAAGAUUUUGGAAAAACCGUUGAAAAAAAAUCAUCUGAUUUACCCAUAUGUCGAAAAACUCAUACAGCAAGAGCAAGUCUAAAAAAGCAUAUGGGUACGACACUUGAACAAAGAGGGCUGUAUAAAUGUGAAAUUUGUAACGAAUCAUUUUCCCGCAGUAAUGAUCUCAAAAUUCAUUUAGGAUCGGUACACAAUCACAACAAACGCUUGAAAUGUAACGUUUUUCACAAUUCAUUUAGUCGCAAGCAUGAUCUUGAAAUUCAUCAACAUACAGUACAUACUUGUAAAAAAUCCCUCGAAUGCAAUGUUCGUUACAACUCAUUGUCAUUCAAGGGUGAUCUCAAUAAGCAUAUAAAUGUAUUACACAAUAGAAACAAACUCUUUGAAUGUGAAAUUUGCCACAAUUCGAUUUCACAAAAAUUUUACCUCCAACGUUACGUGAAUACAGUAGUACAUGAUCGCAGCAAACCCUUUGAUUGUGAUAUUUGUCACAAAUCAUUUUCAUUUAAGAGUACACUCAACAGACACAUAAAAUCAGUACAUGAUCGCAGCAAACCCUUUGAGUGUGACAUUUGUCACAAAUCAUUUGGACGAAAAGAAAAUCUUAAAGCUCAUAUUAGUACAGUACACGAUCGUAGCAAACCCUUUGAGUGUGAUAUUUGUCACAAAUCAUUUUCAUGUAAGGGUAAUCUCAACAGACACAUAAAAUUAGUACAUGACCGCAGCAAACCCUUUGAGUGUGACAUUUGUCAUGAAUCGUUUGGACAAAUAGGAUCACUUGAUAGACACAUAAAAUCAGUACAUGAUUGCAGCAAUUGUAACCCUUAGAGUGUGACAUUUGUUACAAAUCAUUUGGAUUUCAGAGUAAAUUCAAAAGGCACGUCAAUGCAAAACAUGAUUGUAAAAAACUCAUUGUGAAAUGAGUAUUACAUUUAUCACAAAUCAUUUGGAAUAGUAACCUCAAUAAACACAUAAAGGCAGUACAUAAGGGUAGAUAAUUAAAAAAAUGAGAUUAUUCUCGAGACA